Molecule: messenger RNA, 1205 nt
Organism: Kickxella alabastrina
Lineage: Eukaryota; Fungi; Kickxellomycota; Kickxellomycetes; Kickxellales; Kickxellaceae
Product: mitochondrial malate dehydrogenase
Exons: 2
Coding region: 51-1064 (337 amino acids)
Biological process (GO): carboxylic acid metabolic process; tricarboxylic acid cycle
Cellular component (GO): cytoplasm; mitochondrion
Molecular function (GO): L-malate dehydrogenase (NAD+) activity
Source: RefSeq, a predicted model, not a curated record
UAUACGCUGUCUUUUGUUUAAUUUUUCUAUUUUCUAUUUUUGUUACAAAAAUGUUUGCCACUCGUAACUCGAUCAAGCUCGCUGCCCGCUCCUUCUCGACCGGCGCUGCCCUGCAGUCCAAGGUUGCCGUUCUCGGCGCCGCCGGCGGUAUCGGCCAGCCCCUGUCCCUCCUGCUCAAGGCCAACCCCCGUGUCACUGAGCUCGGUCUCUACGAUAUCCGCAACACCCCCGGCGUUGCCGCCGAUGUCGGCCACAUCAACACCCUGUCUAACGUGACCGGAUACACCGCCGAGGACCAGGAUGGUCUGAGGAAGACUUUGGAGGGAGCUGAGCUCGUUGUUAUCCCUGCUGGCGUCCCCCGCAAGCCUGGUAUGACUCGCGAUGACCUGUUCAACACCAACGCUAGCAUUGUCCGUGAUUUGGCCAAGGCCUGCGCCGAGUUCUGCCCUAAGGCCAAGCUGCUCAUUAUCUCCAACCCCGUCAACUCGACUGUGCCCAUUGCCACCGAGGUCUUCAAGAACGCCGGUGUCUACGAUCCCAAGAAGAUCUUCGGUGUCACCAGCCUCGAUCUCGUCCGCGCCUCGCGGUUCAUCGGCGACAAGGUCGGCAAGGUCGUCGAUGUCCCCGUUGUCGGUGGCCACGCCGGUGUCACCAUCAUUCCCCUGUUCUCCCAGGUUGAGGGUCUUAGCCUGACCACUGAGGAGCGCGACGCCCUGACCCACCGCGUCCAGUUCGGCGGUGACGAGGUUGUCAAGGCUAAGGACGGUGCUGGUUCGGCUACCCUGUCCAUGGCCUACGCCGGUGCUCGGUUUGCCGACUCGCUGAUGCGCGCUGCCGCUGGUGAGGAUGUCCUCGAGUGGGCCUUCAUCCGCACCGAUCUGUUCAAGAACGAGGGUCUUGAGUUCUUCUCAACUUACAUCAAGCUCGACAAGGAGGGUGUCAAGGAGAUCUUGCCCCUGCCCAAGAACAUCACCGAGUUUGAGCAGGAGCUGGUCAAGAACGCCAUCCCCGAGCUUAAGAAGAGCGAGACCAAGGGUACCGCUUUCGUCGCCAGCAGCAACUAAUUAUUUAUUAGAUUGAUCUCGUAUUUUUAAAAUAAACAACGCAUGCUUCAUCUCUUUUUUUGGUUCUAAUCGAUCAAAUUUAACCCGAGGGCCGAAAAAAGCCAACAAAAAACACCCGACCAAAUGCAUUUUGAAACUUAU